CAAGAUGAAAACGUGGGAACUGGUAUUUGCUGCUCUUGUGGUGGUUUUAAACCUGCAAUCUCACGUUCAUGGAGUGCCGCAAGUACCUUGUUAUUUCAUUUUUGGAGACUCUUUAGCAGAUAAUGGCAACAACAACUUGCUUCAAACAAAGGCUAAAGCAAACUACCCGCCAUAUGGUAUUGACUUCCCUAAUGGCCCAACAGGAAGGUUUACCAACGGCCUAACCACGUUUGAUAUGAUAGCUCAACUUUUAGGGUUCGACAAGCUUAUUCCACCCUUUGCAACUGCUAAUGACUCGGACAUACUUCAAGGUGUGAAUUAUGCAUCUGGUGCAGCAGGAAUUCGCCAAGAAACUGGGAAUCACAUGGGUGAUUGCAUCAGCUUGGGUGGGCAGUUGAAGAAUCACUGGGUUACAGUCUCACGCAUUAUUAAAAAACUAGGAAAUAAGUACACAGCCAUGAAGUACCUAAACAAGUGCUUAUAUUCAGUUGGAAUGGGGAAUAAUGAUUACAUUAAUAACUACUUCAUGCCUAAGAAUUACAACACAAGCCACCAGUAUACUCCAGCGCAAUACGCCAGAGUUCUUAUUAGACAAUAUUCUCGUCAAAUAGAGACUUUGUACCAUGAUGGAGCAAGGAAGUUUGCACUAUUUGGAGCGGGAGUAGUAGGCUGCACUCCAAAUUCAAUUUUUUUGUAUGGCACAAAGGGCAAACCGUGUGUAGAAGAAAUCAACACUGCGGUCACUCUAUUUAACCAGCAGCUUAUAUCACUAGUUGAUAAUCUGAAUAGGAAUCUAACUGGUGCAAAAGCUAUAUAUGUGAACUCUUAUCAGAUGGGGUCUGGGGAUCCAUCAGUUCUUGGUUUCAAGGUUACGGAUGUUGGGUGUUGUCCAGUAGACCAAGAUGGGCAGUGCACACCUUCCAAAACUCCAUGCCAGAAUAGGACUGAAUAUGUAUUCUGGGACGCUUUUCAUCCUACUGAAGCUGCUAACCGAGUCUCUGCAAGUAGAUCAUACAAAGCAUAUCUCCCGAACGAUACUUAUCCAAUUGAUAUUAGUCACCUAGUUCAGCUUUAAUCAUGGAACCCUAUUGGCUAUGGUUUUAAUUUAUCAUAGAAGAAUCUUUUUGAGUUGUUUACAAUUCAUCACAAACAGAGUUAUUAGAACCAUGUACCAUCCAUGAUUUUUUGGUAGUUUCCUUCUAUGGUUUUAUUCUAUAAAAGUUGUCCAAAUUAGGACAAAGGAAAUAUCAAGCUUUAAAAAAAAAUAUGUUUGGGUUGCAUCAAACUUCUUUUUUCCCCCUUUUAGAGCUAGCGUCUCUGUUUCCAGGUGGUGACAUGUUCUCGGGUCUCUAUUAUUUGGAACAUCUUGGGAAUAUGGUGUUGUUAUUUUAGCACCACUUUAA
Messenger RNA from Quercus lobata, 1403 nucleotides. RefSeq names its product GDSL esterase/lipase At1g29660-like. Bases 5 to 1075 code for a protein of 356 amino acids. The record is from RefSeq and is a predicted model, not a curated record. The transcript has 5 exons. NCBI's taxonomy places the organism in Eukaryota, Viridiplantae, Streptophyta, Magnoliopsida, Fagales, Fagaceae. Gene Ontology annotation, molecular function: hydrolase activity, acting on ester bonds.